Zonotrichia leucophrys gambelii is the source of this 1175-nucleotide messenger RNA. RefSeq names its product ubiquitin specific peptidase 50 (gene USP50). The transcript is spliced from 5 exons. The record is from RefSeq and is a predicted model, not a curated record. Gene Ontology annotation, molecular function: cysteine-type deubiquitinase activity. Lineage: Eukaryota; Metazoa; Chordata; Aves; Passeriformes; Passerellidae. Gene Ontology annotation, cellular component: extrinsic component of plasma membrane; dendritic spine; cytosol. Gene Ontology annotation, biological process: Ras protein signal transduction; endosome organization; protein K63-linked deubiquitination.
UGUGAAUGUAAUUUUUAAAGAAGAAACCGUAGCAUUUUAGAUUCCCACUGGUGUGGAUUUUUCUCACAGUAGGUGGAAGGAUGGCAUGGAAAUGGAAGUACUCCCCCAAGGAACAGCUGGAGGACAUGAGCAGCCUGCACCCAGGGCUCACAGGGCUGCAGAACCUGGAGAACACGUGCUACAUGAACGCGGUGCUGCAGUGCCUCUGCAGCCUCUCCCCGCUCGUGCAGUAUUUCCUCUCAGGGAAGUGGAACCCAGCCCUGCACCAGGAGAUCGGAGAGUCUGCGACUGCCUUUGGCUGUCUGGUGUCUGACAUGUGGCUUGGAGAGUUUGACUUUGUUUCCCCUGAGGCUUUUCACUCUGUCUUUGGGAAGCGGCACCCAGCUUUUAGCAGCAAGACUCAGCAUGAUGCUCAGGAGUUCCUCAUCUGUGUGCUGGAUGACCUCCAUGAGGCUUUCAAGCAGCCAAGCCAAGAAAGAUGGAGCUCUGCUGCAGGAGCAAGCACAAGGAGUAGCAGUGGCACAUCUAUUAUAACACACUUAUUUGAGGGACAGCUCAGUUAUGCCAUCAGGUGUCUGACAUGCAAAGCCCUCAGUGACAAACCCGAGAGCUUCACCGUCCUCUCCCUGCCCAUCCCUUCCACCAGAGUGUGCUCUCUGCAGGACUGCCUGGAAUGCUUUUUUCAGCCAGACACACUGACUCGGAACAACCAAAUCUACUGCCACUGGUGUGGAAGCAACCAAGAUGCAACAGUAACAGCCUCCAUAACCAAGGCACCACAGAUCAUCAUUUUUCAUCUAAAGAGGUUUGCCUGGCAGGACAAGAACAGAAGGAAACUCUCAACCACUGUCUGCUAUCCGUUCAGCGAUCUGGAUCUCUCUCCCUACAUCUCCACAUCGUGUAACAACAAUACAGAGUACAGCUUGUGUGCUGUAGUGGUAAGCUUUGCCCUUCCUGCUUUUAUUGGGAAUGCCCUGGCUCAUGGAGCAGAUGAAGCCUGUGUUGGUUUGGACUGAAUGUAUAAUGAAUUAUAAUUUAAUGUAUGUUUUGUUGUACACUUUUUUCUACCAGCCGUGGACAUAAUCCAGUAACAGUACAUAACUGAAGGACAGAGACAUUAUUUCUCCUUCUUCCCCAACAUCCCAGUUUUAAAAGAAUGCUCUCCUGGCACAUAA